Bufo gargarizans (Asiatic toad) is the source of this 3968-nucleotide messenger RNA. It is a transcript of the gene KCNJ16, whose product is annotated as potassium inwardly rectifying channel subfamily J member 16. The coding region runs from base 300 to 1691 and encodes 463 amino acids. The transcript has 2 exons. Gene Ontology annotation, biological process: regulation of monoatomic ion transmembrane transport; potassium ion import across plasma membrane. The record is from RefSeq and is a predicted model, not a curated record. NCBI's taxonomy places the organism in Eukaryota, Metazoa, Chordata, Amphibia, Anura, Bufonidae. Gene Ontology annotation, molecular function: inward rectifier potassium channel activity. Gene Ontology annotation, cellular component: plasma membrane.
CUACAGUACAGCAGGGGUGGCGGUGGCACCACCCAAGCUUGGCAGCAAUGACAACACAUGGGAAAGUUUCCUAACAACAACCACACCUGUGACUGGGACAACAAUCCCUAUCAUUUCAAGACAGCCUGAUUACAAUGACUUACGGUGGUUUCCAGAGGCUUAAACACUUCCAGAUGAUCUGCAGGGCUGCGGCUUGUGAAGAGACAGAAGGAAAAUCACGCUGUCCCGCGCCAAGGAGCCCAUAGUCAGGAGUGAAGACUGAAUUUACUAUUGUGUGACGAUUCACCUCGACCACCAAGAUGAGUCAAGCGACAGAUACCUGGAAACUGGUUAACGUAAAAGAGCACAGCUGGUACCAGCAAAGCUUAGUCUAUCAGAAGAAAUCCUUCCAACACCGCUUUAUGCAAAAAGAUGGCAGCUGCAAUGUCUAUUUCAAGAGCAUCAUUGGCGAGUGGGAAAGUUACGUUGUGGACAUCUUCACCACGUUGGUCGAUAUUAAGUGGCGUCACAUGUUGAUUAUAUUUUCCUUAUCAUACAUUUUAACAUGGCUAUUGUUUGGGUUUAUCUUCUGGAUCAUCGCUUUGCAACACGGAGAUCUCAGUGACAUGGACAUAACCCCUUGUGUUGACAAUGUCCGCACAUUCGCGGGAGCAUUUCUGUUCUCCCUCGAGACGCAGACAACUAUUGGCUAUGGUAACCGUUGCGUUACAGAGGAAUGCUCUCUAGCAAUACUGCUGGUCACUCUGCAAUCAGUUUUCAGCUGCAUCAUUGACACAUUUAUUAUAGGUGCUGCUAUGGCCAAGAUGGCCACCGCCCGGAAAAGGGCUCAGACUGUACGUUUCAGCUACUUUGCUCUUGUCGGCAUGCGGGAUGAAAAACUAUGCCUUAUGUGGCGGAUUGGUGACUUCCGUUCAAAACAUGUAGUUGAGGGUAAUGUGAGGGCCCAACUAUUACGCUAUUAUGAAGACCAUGAGAAAGGGAUUGUCAUGGAAUACAAAGAUCUCAAACUAGUCAAUGAUCAAAUCAUACUGGUCACGCCAGUUACUGUUGUCCAUGUUAUUGACAAAGAUAGUCCUUUAUAUGCUCUAGAUCGGAAAGCGGUGGCUGCAGCCAGAUUUGAGAUCUUGGUUACAUUUGUCUACACAGGGGACUCUACUGGAACAUCCCAUCAGUCUAGAACGUCCUACUUGCCCCGGGAAAUCCUUUGGGGCUUCCGAUUCAACAACAUCUUAGAGGCAAAGAAAAAAUAUUAUAAAGUGGAUUGUGAGCAGUUUGAGGAAAUGACUGAAUACUAUGCCCCGUUCUGCAGCGCAAAGCAGCUAGACAUCAAUAACAUGCCCGCAAGUCCGUCCACUACCUCCAUGUCUAACGGUGUAUCUAGAAUGCGACCUCCGAGAUCCAUAGCUAAUGUCUUGUCCACCGUUGAGAUCCCCAACUCGAUGAACAACUUCUUGCCCAAUGCUUCGUCUACCACCUCGCUGUCCAAAGACUUACUCAACAUCGCAUAUCCACGUUCCAUGCCCAAUGGCUUGUCCAGCAUGUCCCAAAGCGUUACCACAGUGUCAUCAUUAGGUACUACAGAUAGCAACUAUGAAGACCACGCAGAGCCCAACCCAACUUCCCAAGACCUGGAAGAAAGUUCUUACCAAAAAAUAUUUAAGACUUUGAGCAAAAUGUCAUUAGAAUCCUAAAUGAAGAGGCUAAUUCAUGAUGUUGUAGUAACACUUAGCUUUCUUAUCCUCGGAUAGUUACCAACUGCUGCCUGUGCCUCAGAUAGACACACCCAGGUCAUGUAUAGCUUAGUAUCUUCUUUAUAGAUGAGACAUACCAACUAUAUUAGCGAUUAAGACUUUGCAGUAUUCAAAAAAAUCUUCCAUUCAUCCCAUGGAAAUGGUAGGUGAGGUCAAGUGUUUAUGAAGGAAGCAUUUAAAGAGACUAAUAUGAGAUACCUUCAGAAGCACAUAGAGUAGAUGAUGAUGAUGGACCUCUUUGUAUAGAGGUCUUGGUGAUGAGCAGCAUCUGUCAGUGACAACUCAUGUCAUUAUGUUGUCGGUAGCAUAUACUGUCAAGAAGCGGAAGUCCAUCGGGAGACUGAAAUCUCACAAGCUUUUAUUGUCAAAAGGACAAUCACGACCAUCAAGGACUGCAUUCAGAGGGGUGCAAUGUGACCACGUAUUAUUGAACUUGAUAGAUUUAUGUCUUUUUUCAACCAUAUUAACUAUGUAACUAUUAUGGCCACAGGACUGACAGUGGUUCAAGUGAUCUUAAAGGGGGUGAUUCAUCUCGCCCUUUGGUGGCAUAUCAUUAGCACAUACACCAAUAUCCAAAAAGUGUGGGUCCCUCCCCUGGGACCUUCGCCUAUUUCUACAGCAUGGCCUUUAAAGUGAAGGAGAGCGCACCGCCCAUGCAUGACAUGUUGUUCAUUCACUUCAGCUGAGGGAGAGUGCUCAGUUAUUUCCAUAUACCAGUGCUCAGCUAUUCUCGGUACUCCCAUAUAAGAGAAUGAAGGUUGGCCAUACUUGUAUGGUGCACCCUCGAUCACUUUGGAACACAUUCUGGAGAUAGGAAUGGAUUUCAGAGGUGGGACCCGCACUUAUGGGUCAUUGGUGCCACCAAAAUGCGAGAUGGGCCAAACCUUUAACUUACCCAGAGAACUAUAUAGCGACCUUAGUUCAGCUAACUAGAAUAAUGGGUAGCCCAGAUUCUGCAAAUAAUGAAGCUACAAUAGAGCUGUCUGAAUGCAGCCAUAUACUACAUAUAUCCCGCUUUUGUCUUGUUUCGCCUUCGGUGAUGUCGGUGAAAAUGUCCUUUCCCAUGGGAUAGUAAAUCUACUAGAACCUGUCACCUGGUUUGGGGGCCAUGAAACAAAGACUGUUAUGAUAUAUAGCUGGGUUUAAGGGUCCCAAACAUGCCCCUAGCAAACUCACCCAUCCCAGCAAAGAAAAGUAAAUGAAAAUCAGAUUUAUCCAUGAUUUUUCUCCAGCAGCAUCAGGCACAUGCAAACUGUGCUGUACAAGGUAUAACUUUCUUACCUUGCAUGUGCCCGAUGGGCAGUGCAUAUCCAGUGAAGAAAGGUGCGCGGUCCUCGGCUUCAUCUCCGUAGUGCGCAUACGUCCGAUGCUGCUGGAGAAGAGUCCCAGACUCUUUUUCCUCGAGCUUUGAUUUCCAAUUACUAAACUUUGUGAGGAUAGAUGGGUUUGUAAUGGGCUGGUUUAGGACCCUAACCCCCAGCUGUAUAAUAGUACUCUGGUUUAGUGGCACCGUAAAACUACUGGGUGACAACCACGCUAGAAUCCAUUCUUGGUGACUGCGGCGGUUGUCACAGAUGAUAAAUUUAUGAUAUAUGGUGUGGAUAAGGUGAUAAAUGCUUUUUGUGGGAUAACUCCUUAGGACUUCAUGACCAUUUGCCUUUUGUUAUAUCAGGUAAAAUUUCUGUGGAGCCUGUUGGGGUAAAGGAGGUCUCUACAGUGUGAGGAGCUCAUAUCUGAGCUUCCUGGAGUGUGAGAUAGAAGGCAGACAGAUACCACGUUAAACGCCAAAUUGCAGAGCAGAGAAGUGUGCUGCAUAAGGUUUUAGCCUAUGUGACUUGUCUGCAGUAUGCUCCUGAGCUCCCUCUAGUGGUGGCUGCAGGCACUUAUGCAGAGGAUUUUGAGCUCUGUUUCAAAAGAGCUUAGCUCCAAUUCAGCACAGAAUAUUAUUUCUAAAAGGACAUGUUGUGACAGGCUGACUUUCAGAUUUUGAAUAUUCUUCUGGAAAGGAAUAUGGGAUGUUCUUGGUAAGUUUUGGUCUCCAUCCCAAGUGCACACAUAUAUAUAUAUAUAUAUAUUUGUUUUUUCUAUAUAUAUAUAUAUAUAUAUAUAUAUAAAAAAAAAUGAUGGAGAUCUACGGAUCCAUACAAAGUAAACAGAGUGGUCUUUCCACUUCUUUUCACUGUACGAACACAAUAAAGAUUAAGAGCACAUCGUAUU